GCGGACAGCCUAUUUCGAGAGAACCGCAGUCACGUGUGGGCUCGCGUGUGAGUCGCUCUAUCCAGUGUCACCAGAAUGGGAUUUUGCCAGCCGAAGCUCCGCUUGAUUCUGUCGAUAUUCCUGCUGGCGGGCCUGGCUUCGGCGAAUAUAAUCAAAGAUGCUAGGCUAUGUGAUGUGAGCCCCUCAGAGAAUGAGAUUGCCAAAGAAUCAGAGCGAAGCCGAAAGGCUCAGGUCAACGUUGAUCCAGCAGGGUACACUUUGAGUCACGUAGUGAUCCUGAGUCGGCACAGUAUUCGAGCGCCACAGAGAAUUGACAAUAAGCUUAUCAAAACAGAAAGCUUUCCUCUCGGCCUAGGAUAUUCAACGAAGAUCGGGAACAGGUUUUCCGUCAAAGUUGGCAAGAUCUGGCGAGAGUUCUAUGGCGACUUCGUCAAAAAUACCAACAUCCGACAAACUUGGAUCAGGAGUUCGAGUUAUAUAAGAUGCGCCGAAACUCAACAACUGGCUCUAGGGCAGAUGUUGCCUCCGGAUGACGAGUUCUCCUUCGGGCAUCCCACCCAGCCUAUAAUAGCCAUCAAACUCCCGAUCGGGAACGACGUGAAUGUCGAAACCUGCGACGUGCCUGCUCCUCAGAGUCUUCCAGAACUGGACGAGCUCACAGAUCCCGCCUUGACUUCAGAUGGAUUCUCAACGUUCGGAGAAUUCGUGAAAUUCGUCACGGAUAAAACUGGCUACCUCCCCAACGAAACGGCCUACUUCGAGCCUAUAAUCGAUGGAAUCUAUUGCUCGAAGUACAAUCAACUCCCCAUACCCCGAUGGGCAGAGGAGAAAUGGCGCUCCUUGGAUUUCGCCAUGAGGAAGCUAAGCCACGAUUACUGGAUCAACGAAAUACCCUAUUACGGGAACUACAUCGGCAAAUUCCUGGCGAGCAGACUUUCGACUUUUGCUAAUGGACCGUACCAGCACAGGUUCUCGUUCUUGUCUUAUCACGACACAAGCAUUCAAGCUGUGCUCAAGGCUCUGGGGAAUGAUCCUGUGGAACUUUACCCUGGAUUCUUGGCUGCUCUCCACUUCCAAGUUUACAGGAGAGAUUCCGACGGCGAAUUAUUCGUCAGGGCCAUGUAUCACCAAGGAGCGACACCCGAGCUGGAAUAUCGCGAUGCGGAAGAAAUCAGAAUCGAAGCUUGUCCUUUCCCGAGCUGUACCCUCAAAGAUCUCGCUUCGAAGCUGUCACACAUUUACGACGAUGUCGACCGAAGCCCUUGCAGUAGAAUCGAUUUUACAGCUCUUUUAUAAUCAAGCAGUUUAGCAAAGAAUCGAUGCUGAACAUUGACUUCCGGGGAGCGACCUGUAUAUAAUGUUCGAGGACUCAUAUCAAGGAUUACGUUGUAAUAAUCCGACCUACCUAAUUUACACCUUUUCUUAGACUCCAUGUGAUAUAAUAAAUUCUGACCGGGGUGUGUUUAUUUGAGCCCA
Molecule: messenger RNA, 1476 nt
Organism: Galendromus occidentalis (western predatory mite)
Lineage: Eukaryota; Metazoa; Arthropoda; Arachnida; Mesostigmata; Phytoseiidae
Exons: 7
Coding region: 76-1296 (406 amino acids)
Biological process (GO): dephosphorylation
Molecular function (GO): phosphatase activity
Source: RefSeq, a predicted model, not a curated record